Messenger RNA from Colletotrichum scovillei, 2502 nucleotides. RefSeq names its product leukotriene A-4 hydrolase/aminopeptidase. Gene Ontology annotation, molecular function: epoxide hydrolase activity; aminopeptidase activity; metallopeptidase activity. Gene Ontology annotation, cellular component: cytosol. Lineage: Eukaryota; Fungi; Ascomycota; Sordariomycetes; Glomerellales; Glomerellaceae. The transcript has 2 exons. Gene Ontology annotation, biological process: proteolysis. The record is from RefSeq and is a predicted model, not a curated record. Bases 83 to 2029 code for a protein of 648 amino acids.
ACAACAUCACGAGAGGAGGAGUUGAAGGACAUCAAAUUUCUGGAGAACUGGAGCUCCGCAAAGUCAGCAAGUUUUUACACACAUGUGGCGAUCCCUCCUUGCAAAGGGUUCAAUUCCUAUCAGAACAAGCUUCACCCGCCUCACGAACCCCCAGAGCCGCGCAGCCGCCUUCGGCACUACUGCAAAGAUGGCGUCCACCACUUCGGCCAACAGAGACCCAAACACCCUGUCAAACUAUGGCGCGUGGCUGACCAAGCACACCACCGCCAACCUGACAAUCGACUUCAAGGACAAGUCUCUCAAGGGCUCCGUCACCCUCGAGCUCGAGUCCUUGACGGACAGCCAGAGCAAGGAGAUCAUCCUCGAUUCGAGCUUCCUCUCCAUCUCGGGCGUCAAGGUCAACGCCGCCACCUCGACAUGGGAGCUCAAGGACCGCGUGGAGCCGUACGGCGCCCCUCUGCACGUCUUUGUGCCCCAGGGCGCCGCCAAGGGCGAGGUGGUCAAGGUCGACGUCGACCUCGCUACCACGGACAAGUGCACCGCCCUGCAGUGGCUCACGCCCGCGCAGACGAGCAACAAGAAGCACCCGUACAUGUUCUCCCAGUGCCAGGCCAUCCACGCUCGCUCGCUGUUCCCCUGCCAGGACACGCCGGACGUCAAGUCGACGUACAGCUUCGUCCUCGCCUCGCCUCUGCCCGUCGUCGCCAGCGGUGUCCUCGUCGAGGGCUCCGGCAAGGAUGAGAAGAAGGGUGACGACACGGUCUACCGCUUCGAGCAGAAGGUUCCCAUCCCGUCGUACCUGUUCGCCCUAGCCUCGGGUGAUAUCGCCACGGCGCCUAUCGGACCGCGGAGUAUCGUUGCCACGGGACCUGAUGAGCUCAAGGAGUCGCAGUGGGAGCUGCAGAACGACAUGGAGAAGUUCAUGGAGGUUGCGGAGAAGCUUGUCUUCCCUUACCGGUGGGGUCAGUACAACGUUCUUGUCUUGCCGCCUAGUUUCCCCUACGGCGGUAUGGAGAACCCGAUUUACACGUUUGCUACGCCGACCAUCAUCAGCGGCGACAAGCAGAAUGUCGACGUUAUUGCACACGAGCUGAGUCACUCGUGGAGUGGUAACUUGGUGACUAGCUGCAGUUGGGAGCACUUCUGGCUGAACGAGGGCUGGACCACAUAUCUUGAGCGCCGUAUCGGUAUGGCUGUCCACGGUGAUGCUGAGCGCGACUUCUCCGCCAUCAUCGGCUGGAAAGCCCUUGAGGACGCUGUCGCUCUCAACGGCGCCGACUCCGAGUUCACCAAGCUCAUCAUCAACCACAAGGGCAUUGACCCCGAUGACGCCUUCAGCACCGUCCCCUACGAGAAGGGCUUCCACUUCCUCUACUACCUCGAGCGUCUCGUCGGCAUGGAUGCCUUUGACAAGUUCAUCCCCCACUACUUCACAAAGUGGUCCCGCAAGUCCCUCGACUCGUUCGAGUUCAAGGACACCUUCCUUACCUUCUUCAACGGCCUCGGCGACGAGGAGAUUAAGAAUAAGGUCGCCUCCAUCGACUGGGAUACGUGGUUCUACCAGCCCGGUCUCCCGCCUAAGCCCGCCUUCGACACCACCCUGGCUGAUGUCUGCUACAAGCUGGCCGAGAACUGGAAGGACGAGUCCUUCAAGCCCUCCGCCGAAGACGUGGCCUCCUUUUCCGGAAACCAGAAGCUUGUCCUCCUCGAGACGAUCGAGAAGUUCCCGUCUCCUCUAUCUGCUGAUCGCGCAAAGCUGCUCGGCACCGUGUACGACCUUGUGUCGUCGCGCAAUGCCGAGCUCAAGACGGCGUACUACAAGAUCGCGCUCGCCGCCGAGGACUCGUCCGCGUAUCAGGGCGCCGCAGAGCUACUGGGUCACGUUGGCCGCAUGAAGUUUGUGAGGCCGCUAUUCCGGUCGCUCAACAAGGUCGAUCGGGAGCUUGCGCUGAAGACUUUUGAGAAGAACAGGGACUUUUACCACCCCAUUUGCCGUGGUAUGGUGGAGAAGGAUCUCGGACUUGUGUAAAUUAAGCGAUAGGGGGGGGGAUGGUAUAGGGGCGAGGAGCGAUGUUACUCAGAAGCACCAUAUCGAGUGUCUCAUUCCCAACGCAGAAGUCGAAGCAAAGCAGGUGUAAAACACCGCAAAUACCUAGGCACGGGAUCAUGCUUAAAGAGCCCAUGCAGCCUUUUAAGCCUCCCGACUGUCUGGCGUCCAAAACAUUCCUCCAUCACCCAAUUGUGUGUCGUUGGUAAAGUUACAAAAGGCUGUUUAUCGAUACAUCGCCAUUCAAUUGUGUGUUGUAGGAUAUUUAGUGAUAUUAAUCCUUGCUACGAGGCUCUACAAAUUGAUCUGCUCUAGAAAGCUCUUGUCGUCUCCUCCAUGUUUUUAUUACUUUAUUUAUAUAAUUACUAGGAGACCCUGUUAUUGUUUUUAUUUAUUAUUCUCUUUCAUAACUCUAAUUAAAAAAUAUUUACUAAUAAUUGAAAUCUUUAAAUUAA